AAUUUUAUAUCCUUCAGCGUAAAAAAUAUUGUAGAAAUUUAAAUAAAAAAAAUUAAGAUAACAAAUUAUGGAAGAAAAAAAAAAAGAUUUUUGAACUUAUAGCAAAAGCAACUAAAGACGAAUCCUCUAACGUUUGUACUAAGAAGUUUUCUAUUAUUGAAUGUAGAGAACAUCCUGUUUAUAAUUUUCCUAUGAUUUCUAAUCACUCCUACGUUUUGAUCGAUAUAUAAAUUGUGGUUUCUGGGGGUAGUUGACACAUGGUGCCAAAAACAAUAUAUUUAAGUCAUAGCAUUUCAUAUGUUUGUUUCAAAUCAUGUUACAAUUGCACCACAAAUGAAGUUUAGCACGUGCGAGAAUUGCCAUUAAAUUCUAAAUUAUUUUGGGGCAGGAAAUAUACAAAGGGGGGUGGGGUGGAUUUAAUUAAACCAAACUUCCACCCCGAAUGUUUACUUUACAAGAUGAGAAAAGGUGUAUGUUUAUAAAUAGAAAAUUUUGUUAGUCAAGAUUUCUGGCAAAAUUAUACUAAAUCAAAAUAUAUAUACAUAGAUACACAUAUUAUAAAUGAGUUAAGUCAAAAGUUUUUGUAUAAUAUAUUAUUUUCACCUCCUAUUUCAAUGUAUAAAUUUCACAUGAGAAAAUCCACAAGAAGUCAAUUUUUUUCAACAUAUCCCAUGACGAAGGUUUCUUGAAAGGCCCACAAAAUGUAUAUAUCACAUUUGAACGAGAUAUCAAAUACAAAAUGUAUAUAUAUAUAUAUAUAUAUAUAUAUAUAUAUAUAUAUAUAUAUAUAGAAGAAGGGUGUUGUUGUAUAUGUGGAUGGAGAUGACGAGAGGGUUUUUUUUUCUUCUUUUUUCUUGUAAAAAAGAUGGGGUUUAUUGUGGCAAAUCUGUAGAAACAUUUUCCAUUCUUGACAUGGAAAAUUUGUUGGAAAAUUUGUCUCAUGACUUAUUGAUUUUCACAAGUGCCGCGGAUUUUUUGUAACCCCGGAUUCUUUUUUAUCUCUGACUUCCUUUCCAUUUAUGCUACAAGAUGUUUUGUAUGGUAUUUUCUAUGUUAAAAAUUCAAUUGAGAAAAAGAUGAGAUGAAAAAGCGAAAGAAUGUUUUUAAGUAAAUGAGAAAUUUUUAAAAUUUAGGAUUUUAAUAAAAAUUAAACAAAUAAAAAAUUAAAUAUUUGUGUGUCUAGAAUAUCUUGUCUUGCCUUCUGGGGGUUGCUUUAUUUUAUUGAAAUUCUCCGCUGUUUUAUUAUUUGACUCUGGUGAAUACGCGCGCCGUCUCUCCUCUCUUGUGGUGGAUGAAAUAAAAUUGGAUGGAUCGCAUAUAUAUGUGGGAAGUGAAUGGAAGAGAGGAUAAGAGUUCGAUUAACAGAUUGCCAGGAAAAUGAAUAUAUGAUGAUGAAGUGAAUAUGAGAAUGAUAAGCUCGUGUCGAGGAGGGAUUUUCCUUGUAUUUUGUAUUAUGUAUAUACAAAACCCCCUUAGGGGAUGGAAUAUCUGUAUAUAUUGUGUGCCUCCUAUUUAUAAAUCCAAUGAACCAUCUACCAUACUUCAAUCGCCACCUUUGCGCCUCUCUCAUCUGUGAAAAAUGAUGAAGUACUCCAACGUGAACUCUCUCUCACGGGGUAUAGGCUAGGCAUACACCGUGGCAAAUCUCUCGGUUUUAUCAGAAUAUCUAUCCGGGGGUAUCACACCAAUGUCCACCGGUUCGGAAAUUAAAUUCUAUAAGGGGAACUGACAACAGGGGGAGCGAGGGUUAUAUUUGUAUUAUAAAACACAGUAAAUAAUUUACUAAAUAACCCCAACAUCGUAAUACACUUCGGUGAAAAUUUAAAUUCUCAUACAGGCACACGCAAAAAAAAUGAAAAAAAAGCUCAUAAAAUUUUACUUAAAUACCCGGAUUAUUCAUUUAAAACAUGACCUUUUUUUCAACGAGCUAUCCCGCGAUUUAAUAAAAUAUUUACCAAGAAAUCUCUUAAUGCGAAAAAGGAUUUUUUGUGUGUGUAAUAUUUUGAUAACAUUCUUAAGUGAUUAAAUUUUGCUUUUCGAAGAAAAACAUCUAUCAAAGGAAAGACGAAUUUAAAUCUCCUGCAUAGAAGUAUUGUGGUUUCACAUUACAUUUUAUGAUACAGGGAGAAAAAGUUAGAAGAUAUUCAAAUUCAAGGAAAUAUGAGAGAAUCUCUGGUUUCCCUAGGAUACGGGAAAUUUAAUUUAUUAGACAUAGAGGUAAAAGUUUUCCUGCAAUAGAAGACCUAUGUAAAGAUGUGCGCAUCAUGAAAAACUAAAGUUUUCUUCCUGUAUGCAUAUAGUUUCAUGUAUGAAAGAUUCAAGUUAAAAUUCAGAGAAAAAAAAUUCUUAGUCACUUGAAAAGUUGAUAAAGUGACUAACAACUUAAAGUUUGACAAUAAAAUUAGUAAAUUAGAGUCUUAAAUUGAUUAGAAAUUCAAUAAGAUUAACUCAACCGUCUUAGAAACAAAUGAAAAAGAAAGAAGGAUUUCCGGCUUGGGUUUCGAACUUAUAGCAAAAUCUUAAAAAAACAGUCCACGUUCUAACGAUUGUGCUACGUAACUUUUUAUUAUCAAAUUAUCAAAUGAAAAAAAUAUUGUAUCCAUAAACAUGCUGGCUUGACUUUUGAAUUUUUUAUAUUAAAAUUACUUAAUUCAAAAUACUUGGUGUUGGCCACGAAGUGGAACACCAACUAAUUGUUAAAAUGACUCAAUGCGGUUCAGUUUGAGUAUAAGGAUUGGUUUAAAUCAUUUUGUAAAAAAAAUUUAAAAAGUCACCAACAUAAUAAAAUUUAAAUCACUUUAAAUCCUUUCAUAUUAAAAUUAUUGUUUAAUUGGAAAGAAGGGUGAUUAUAGCUUUUUCCUCAUCAUAUAAUUCUUUCCAUGAUGCAGCUAUAAAUUUUUCACAGAGUGUCUGUGUGUGUAGGGUGAAGGAUACCUACCAGGUAAAAUGUGUGCAAGCUUUGAAAAGGUAGAAGGAUGUUGAAGCGAUUUUGAGUGGAUUUAUUAGUCUUGUGCUUUAUAGUUAGAUUGAAAGAGUGGAUGAGGAAACCCAUUGAGCAGUUCAGUGAACAAGAAAGAUGAUUUUAUGUAAAAUAUACAUAUGUUAAAGGCUCUCUCUGGCCGAUGCAAGACUUUUGUGAUAUAUACGUAAGGCAUGUGUACAUAGUUUGAAAAUUGAGAGGCAACGGAGAGAAAGUGUAAAUGAGAGGAGCGCAGUGAGAUAAAAUUCAGUUGACACUCUUUGGGGCGGUUUAAUGAUGAUGGAGCAGUGUGUGUAUGGCGAUGUGUUCGGGAAAAAGAUUGUCUGACUGGCAGGUUAUUUAAUUAUUGGACGUGAGUGAGUUGUGAGAGAACUGCAGCGGGUAGAACACAUUCGCACGAGUGCUUUGAGGAGGUUGUGAAGAAAAAAAAAGAUUUUUUUUUCAUAUAAAAUCACAUUCUGCACGAGACACCCAGUCAUCUGUCAGGUGUUGAACAGCUAGGACUGCUUUUUCUGUUGAACGCGCGAACGUGAAAACUUUUUGGAGGUUUUUUCAUCUUUCUUUAUUUUUUUUAAUCUCCCUGCGGUGGUCUUAACGCGCCCGCCCUUUUACAAAAAAAGAAGAUAAUAAUAACAAUUCAACACGUGAAAGCUCUAUAAAAUCACGUGAGCUUUUCUGGGUGCCUGUGCCCAAGUUUUAAUAAUGGCAAUUAAUGGUGAGAGUUAAUUAAGUGAAAGUGGAAAUCCUACAUUCUUUUGGAUUUUCUGUGACACUUUUCCUUACUCUAAAUAUUCCCACAACAUUAAGUUUUUUUUCAUCAAUAAAUCCACUUCUUAAGCACAUACAGAAAAACUUGUUUUCACUGUGUAGAGAUUUUAAUGAUAGUGAUUUUGUGAAAUAAUUCGUGUGUGCUGGUUUGAAGGCAAAAAAGAAGUAUGAAUCAACCGGUGACAAUGAAUUGAGGUGUUUCUCCAAAUACGAAUUUAUACAAUACAAUCUCUAUUUUAUUUAUUGAUUUAUUGCGGUUUGAAACGUACAAUUUAAAGACAGCAGAUAAAUAAUACCUUUUGUGCAUUUUAAAUUCUUCGGAGACGCGACGACUAUAAGAACGCCUCUCAAAUGAUGGAAACGGAAAAUAUCGAUGUCCUCUCGUCAUUUGAACCCCUUGUGACGCGUUUUGCAACACGACGCAAAUCUGUUUUUGCUGAAACGUAUGAUCCAGAAAAUGAUCCAGACGAUGAUGAAGGUGCAACGGCAAUUUUCCCCAAGACGGAUGAACAGCGAUCACGUCUUGUGGAAUCCGUGAAGAAUAUCCUGCUUUUCCGAUCGUUAGACAAAGAGCAGAUGAACCAAGUGCUCGAUGCCAUGUUUGAGAAGAUUGUACGACCAGAUGAGUAUAUUAUACGACAAGGUGAUGAUGGUGACAACUUCUACGUGAUUGAAUCAGGCAAAUACCGAGCUUUUGUCGGUGAAACUCUCAUCCAUACCUACGACAAUAGUGGUAGUUUUGGUGAAUUGGCACUUUUGUACAAUAUGCCGAGAGCGGCCACUAUUCAAGCAGCGACCGACGGUCAACUGUGGGCGAUGGAUCGACAAACAUUCCGGAGGAUUCUGCUAAAAUCAGCUUUCAGAAAGCGAAAAAUGUAUGAAUCUCUUUUGGAUAAUGUACCAAUGCUGAAAGCACUACAGAACUAUGAACGAAUGAAUCUGGCUGAUGCUCUCGUACCAAAAUCAUAUGGCAAAGGAGAGAGAAUUAUAAAGCAAGGCGAUGCUGCCGAUGGAAUGUACUUCAUUGAAGAUGGCACAGUGUCCAUUCGUAUUCAGCAAGAAGAGGGUGAAAUUGAGAUUUCAGUCCUCGGAAAGGGUCAAUACUUUGGUGAAUUGGCACUAGUAACGCACAGACCGAGAGCAGCGUCCGCUUAUGCUGCUGAUAAUAUUAAAGUGGCAUUUCUCGACGUUGAUGCAUUCGAACGUCUCCUGGGACCUUGCAUGGAUAUAAUGAAGCGCAACAUUGAUGACUAUGAGACACAAUUAAUAAAGAUCUUUGGCAGCAAAAAUAACAUUAGUGAUAUUCGAUAAGAGUGCUGCACUUUUGCAAAAUAACAACCAUAAAGUGCGCAAAGUUGACGACUGGCGGUGGAGGCGUAGUAAAUGAAGAAUAAAAAAAGAAAUAAAACAUUGUGUAGAAAAAAAUCAUACGUUCUCUCAGACAAAUUAAUUUAAUCAUGGUGGGAUUGAUAAGAAAUAAGAAAGAAACAAUUAUACAAAAAAACCCAAAAAAAAAUGAAAAAGGAAUGGUGGGAAAAGUUAUAAAAAGUCGGAAAAUUUUUCCAAAGAAAUUCUCAAAUGUAAAUUUCUUUUGAAAAUUUCGUAAAAAAAGAGAAAUUAGGUAAAAAGUUGGAUUUUUUUCGGGGGAGAACAUCAAAAUUGUGAAGAAAGAAAUUUUUAGAAAUUUAGUUAUAAAAAUUCAGCAUUAAUGUUAAGUAAAAAAAAUUAAAUGAAAAAUUUAUUGAUAGCAAAUUGAGUGAGUUAAUUUGGAUCAAUAAUAAUUUAGUAGAAAAAAAAAUGAAAAUCCACCUUAGAUUUUAAGCUUCUUUUCAAAUGUGUUCAGAAUUUACAUUUUAUUUUAAUCAUUUUUCUUGUAUAGUCAUCCACUUUUUGAGUUUUUUUUUGCAAUAUUUUCUUUUAAAAGUUUUUUUUUUUAUAUUCAUCAAAAUAAAAAUUUUCCUUUCUAUAUAUUCAAACGACCUGAAAAAAUAUAUUUUUAAUCACUUUAAAUUUCUGGCAAUUUUUUUCAUGUCUUAAUUAUUAUUAAUAUUAUUAAAGAUACAAAAAAAGUAAAGAAUUAGGAAGAGUUAAAAGAAUAUAAAUAUUAAAGGUAAACAAAAAAAGUAAUAUACAUAAAAGAAUUCGAUAAAUGUGUGUGGAUGGGUAAAAAAAAAAACAUUUAAUAUUGUUAAGUGGUGUUACAUUUUUGCCAUCUGUGUCACUUUGUUCUCACUGUAAAACCAUCCCCCAUCUAUAUAAAAGAAACCAUGAAAAACUGAUCGUGAAUAACAAAAUAUACAAAACAAUAUAUAUUUCCUGCUAUGGAGCAGAAUGUAGAAAAAUCCAAGAAUAUCAAUCUCUAAGCUCCCAAAGUGAAUGAAAAAUAAGAAACCUCUUGUGUAGCCUAUUUAUAAUUUAUUCUUUUUUUUUGUUAAAUUUUUUAAUAGAAAUAAAAAAGAAAAUAAUAAGUGAUUUGAGUCAUCCAGCGGUGAAAGUUUUCAAAAUCGUGUGGUUUUUGUGACGUAGGUAUGAAAACCAUGUCAACUCCACUAAUGUCACAAAAGAUAUUGAAGCACAAUCUAUGUUGAAAUUUUCCGAAUUUUCUAGCAAUAGGUGUCGCUGGACAAUAGCCCAAGACAUGAACCAAUAAAAGUAAUUUUUUUCAUCAAAAUCCACACAUAAACCACCCGAUUUAGAGCAUUUUUUGCACGAAAUACACCACCCAGCUCAUACUAUAGAAGAAGCUUCAAUGGGACUUUCAGAGGUAGAGACCAUUUUUUUUAAAACUAUGCAACAAAAAAAUGAUCUAAUCAUGCAAGAUAAAAAAAAGAUUUAAUAUGGAAAAAAGAGCUUAAUUAUAUUAUAAAUAUUGUUGAGACAAUAUUGAAGGAGAGAAAAAAUUUACACACAUAAAGUAUUUACCUGUAGAAGCGAAUCUAUUUAUAUACUAUUAUUAUAGAAUGAAAAUGAAAAGAGUAAAAAAAUAAUAGAAAAUGAUUUUGAAACCUAAAAAAAACGAGAGAAUAUUUUGAAAAUGGAAUAAUUUUCUUUGAAAAAUAGUAUUUUUUACUAUUUUACUAUUCCUAGUGAUUUCUUUUGUAUUUAACAAAUAUUUUUUCUAUAGGGGUAGUGUGUCUAAUAUGGGGAAUAUGGGGUAUUUUCUUCUGAAUUUUUUUUAACAUUUAUACAUACAUUUAAAAAUUUAAAGCAAAAUUUUUAAUUUACUUUUGCCUAAAUCUUGGAUACAAAAGACAGUUAAAAGCUUUUUUACUUGAGUUUAAAAGUUAUUGCGUUGAUAUCCCUAAUUAUUUACAAAAACUAACAAAAAUCAAUUGAAAUAUAAAAACAAAGUUAGUGAAUAAAAAAUUCAUAAAUUAAUCAAAAGGGAACUAAUUUUUAUUUAUAUAAAAAACAAAAAUUUCUAACCCUUAUAAUGACUAAAAGCAUUUAAUUUUUUGUUUAAAAUAAAAGAAGGAUACCAUUCUUCACCCCAUAUUGAAACAUUUUAUACCCUAUUUUUUACAAUAUUAACCUACAAUAUAAUUUAUUUUCAAUUUUGAAUUUUAUUCAUUCUUGCUUAAUAACUGAUGCCUAAUUUAGAGGACAAAUAUUAUGUAGUUUAUCGUUCUUAACGACGAUUUUACUUAAAAGAAAAUAAAGGAAAAGAAGAAAAUCCAUUGAGUAGAAUGCUGGAAAUUUUGCUCAAUGCGAUGUGUUUUUUUUUUGUAUUAUUUAUUUUAAAAAAAAGUUUUUUUUGCCAUAUAAUUAUUAUUAUAUAUUAUAAAUAUAUUCCAAGUAGCUAUUAAUAUCUUCUAAAUAUUACAAAAAGAAUAAAAAAAUGUGUAUUUUUUGUUAUUUUAAAUAUUUCCCACGCAAGAGGAAAAAUCCGUCUCAAUUUUCACAAGAAAAUGGAAAAAAGUAGAUAACCUCCUUUUACUCCGUGAAAAUGUUUCUUGAGAGAAAGCAGCAAAAAUAAUAAGAAAUAUCGAUGUCCCUUUAUUUCAUAUUCACCUCCUCUCCGACAAAAAAUAUAAUAUAAAGAAAAUCCACUCCAGUUAUCCUUUUAAAAGAAAGAAAAUAAAAACCAAGAAAAUAAUGUACCAUGAGAAAAGAAAAAAAGGCUAAGAAAAAUGGUUAGAUGAGUAAAAAAAAAAUCCCAAUGUAGUGUUAAAAAAGGGACACUAAAAAAUGAAAGAGUAAUAAAAGGAGAAUCCUUAAAUGGAAUUAAAUGUUUAAUUUAUUACAUGUUGUGUACAUAAUAAGUUUCAGCAAAGAAGGCAUAAAAAAGGAGAAUAUUAUUAAAAAGAAAAUUUAAGAAAAAAAAACAUCAUCACAUGAAGAGCAAAGAAGAAAAAUCAUUGAAAAUCUUAAAAUAUUAAAUUCGCCGUGCAAUAGAAGAAGAAAAAAUAGUUUAUUGCUUUAGAAAUGCGACACACUGUCGCUGUGAGAAAAAAAUGCGAAAAAUUUGAGAAAAAUUUUGUGAAAAAGGCACGAAAGUCUUGUACAAAAAAAAUUGGUCUAGUCUAGAAGAAAAAAAAUUAUUGAAUUAAUUUUUUUGCCAUAAAGUGACGGGAAAAUCAAUGAUGUGGAAAAAAUAGUGAAAUGAAGCUAAAUGAAGAAUAUUUUAAAGAAAGAAAAAAAGUAAAUAAUAUUCACUGUCCUUAUGCAAUUCAUGAUAAUCGAAAAAAAAUAAAUGAGAAAAAAUCACCUACUAUUCAGCUACAUAUCUUAUAUACAAAAAAAAGAAGAAAGAAAUAUUAUAAUUAAAUUGUAUCGGCACCAAAAAAACAUUAAAAGAAAAUUUAUUAAGAAAAGAAGAAUAAGGAAAGGUCAUAAAGUUUAGUAAAAAAAAAAAAUCACGUUAUGAAAAUUAUACAAAAAAAUAGAUGGAAAGAAAAUCUUUUAAAAAAUCAUGAUUAGGUUUUUAUUAGAAUUCGUGCGCCGAAGCUAUUUAUUAAAUUGAAUUGAAAAAAAUAAUCAUUAAAUCACAUUUUAGUUACAGUAUAUUGAAGGAAAAAAAAUUAAUGAAAAUUCAAUUUAUUUCUCUAGCGGCAAUUUUAGGGUGUAUAUGGAAAAUCCAGACAAAAAAUAUCUUUAAAAAAAGCUUGUAGGUGUCGAAGACAUUGAAGAAAAAUCAGAGUGAAAAUUAUUAUUGAGAAAGCAAAAGUGAAGGAAAAAACACGAAUAUCAGAGAAUAUGUAUAAGAGCCCAAAAAUAAUGAAUUAUUAAAUGUCUUUAUAAAUUAAAAAAA
This is a messenger RNA of Lutzomyia longipalpis, 8999 nucleotides long. RefSeq names its product cAMP-dependent protein kinase type II regulatory subunit (gene Pka-R2). The record is from RefSeq and is a predicted model, not a curated record. Gene Ontology annotation, cellular component: cAMP-dependent protein kinase complex. NCBI's taxonomy places the organism in Eukaryota, Metazoa, Arthropoda, Insecta, Diptera, Psychodidae. Gene Ontology annotation, molecular function: cAMP-dependent protein kinase regulator activity. The transcript has 7 exons. Gene Ontology annotation, biological process: regulation of protein phosphorylation. The coding region runs from base 4100 to 5059 and encodes 319 amino acids.